Ceratitis capitata (Mediterranean fruit fly) is the source of this 1500-nucleotide messenger RNA. RefSeq names its product protein tramtrack, beta isoform-like. The transcript has 4 exons. The coding region runs from base 246 to 1142 and encodes 298 amino acids. The record is from RefSeq and is a predicted model, not a curated record. NCBI's taxonomy places the organism in Eukaryota, Metazoa, Arthropoda, Insecta, Diptera, Tephritidae. Gene Ontology annotation, molecular function: protein binding.
GUAGCGGUUUAAUCAGUGCCUUUUGUAGGUGGAAGCAACCGGUCACGUUUUUAGUGUUGAAUGUUUUGGAAUAAAUAUUGUAAUUAAUACGUCAAUUUAUGUGAUAGGUAAUUUUUUUAAUAUUAAAAAUUAUAAAAUUUUAAGAAUCCAUUACUUCCCGCUUGCACGCAUUGAAGUAAUAUAAUAUAUUUGUUGUAAGGAAAAAAUUAACAAGAAAAGUCUACAAAACUCGAGGAAAAUCAAAAAUGGCCUAUUCGGACCCCAUAAAUGGUGUUCCCCCAAAAGAUAAUGGAUUCGUCUCGAAAAUGUCCGACCAAAUUUUGGAAUUUUGGAAUUAUAAUUUAUAUACCGAUGUGAUCUUUGCUUGGAGAUGCUGCGUAAAGCGUGUUAAGGCUCAUCAGAUUGUCUUGGCUGCUUCCAGUAUUUACUUCCAAUCUUUGUUCAGUGUAAUUCCGGGCGAGAAGAAACUAAUUUAUAUCGAUGACAUUUUUGUGGGCACAUUUUACGAACUUGUAAAAUACUGUUAUACCGGCGAACUUGUUGUGAAUGCUCUUAAUGCUGAUGAAUUGUUAAGAGGAGCUAGAAUCAUGAAACUCAAAGGCGCCAUAGACAUUUGCUUGCGGUAUAUGCACAAUCGAACAGCGGUACAGCAAAACAUGCUAACUCCACCAACAACUGUACCGAAAAUAGCCGGCAUGAACACAACAGCAACAAUAUCGCAAUACAUACCGUACGUUGCGGGGAAGCGCAAUGAUGAUCUACAAUGGCCGAGGCUUUUAAAAGGUAAAGGCUCAUCAAGCCCGGUUGAAAAUGUCAUUACUCAAAAACAAUGGGGUCCAAAAGGUUUUCAAAAAAACAGUGGCUUACACCCUAAGAUACCGUCGGCGUUCAAUUCAUUCACUUUCUCGCCUUCAAUUUCAACCGACAUUCGGAACAUGUUUUCGUCAAGUCAAAGUGUUGCCAGCAGCAAUGAAACGUCAGAGUCCAACUGGUCCAGAGAUUCAACUUCACCCAUGAAUCCUGGAGAUAAAUUUGUUGCCAAUAUAGAGAGUUCUAUAAUAGCAAAGCAAUUAUACGAGGCAACAACUGAGGGCAACGAGAACCGUUUCAUUGGCAGGGUAGAUAACAUAUGGGCGUAUUAAAUCUUCAAGACGAAAAAAAUGAAAUCAUCUUCAUUAACAACAACUACAUUACGAAAAAUGUAGCAUUUUUAAGGACUGAUGAUUAUGCAUGGAAUUUUACUUUACUAAAUCUUUCUGAGUAUGAAAAAAUCUACAUUCAGUAAAAAACUGUGUUUAUAACGGUUUAUUUAUGUUUCCACUAUGGCAUAAAUAGAAGGGAACAACGUUUGGCCGAAAGAAGACGCAAAGGCGCAUCAAAUGUUGAGCGCAAAUAAAAAUUGUAUGUUCUUGUGCUGUUAAAGUUUAUAAGUGUUUAAAAUAUAUAUAUAUAUAUGCGUACAUAUGUAUUUGUUGAAAACUACAAUAUAAAUGUUAAAAA